AUGAUCAAAACAAGCAGAAUCGUGUAUUUAAUAUUCCUGAUAAAACUUACAAUUUCACAAAUACACCAUAGACGUAGUGAUAUCACAUUAAAUACUGAAAAACUGAAUCAAUUAGGAAGCCAAGGUCAACUAUUAUUACGACACAUAGCUUUAACAACGCAUAGCUGUGGCAUAGCUGAAGUACCUAGAUUUAGACGCAAAUUCUUAAAGCAUAGCAGUGCGACAUGUAAUGAUGGCAGUCCGUCAGGUUAUUAUAUACGAAAAUCACAUGGCAGUUCAAAGUGGAUCGUUUUCUUAGAAGGCGGGUGGUAUUGUUUUGAUCAAAUCAGCUGUUCAGAAAGAUUGAGAAUGAUGAAUGAUUAUAUGAGCUCUAGAAGCUGGCCACGUCACAGAAAAGGUAGUGGAAUAUUAUCGUGGAAUCCAGAAGAUAAUCCCUAUUACUUUCGUGCUAAUAUGGUAAUCAUUCCAUAUUGUUCCAGUGACUCUUGGAGUGGUACCAGAAAUUCAUCAUCCAAAAGUAGGGAUACUGUUAGUGAAUUUUCGUUUAUGGGAUCAUUAAUUUUAGAAGAAGUUAUAAAAGAGUUAUUAAAGAAGGGAUUAAGGAAUGCUAAGAAAAUGUUGCUAGUUGGUAGUAGUGCCGGCGGUACAGGUGUAUUAAUAAAUUUAGACAGAGUAGCAGACCAAGUGAGGAAAAGAGCUCCAAAGGUAGAAGUACGUGGUGUGGUUGAUGCUGGGUGGUUUUUAGAUAAUGAACCAUUUAAACCUAGUCCAUGUCGUGAUGCUUAUACUUGUUCACCAACUGUAGGAAUCAGUAAAGGCGUAGAAGUAUGGAAACCAAGAUUACCAGAAGAAUGUGUUCAGAAAUAUCCAACUGAAAUUUGGAGAUGUUACUUCGGACAUCGUGUCUAUCCUUCAAUAAAGACACCAGUAUAUAUAAUACAGAAUCUAUAUGAUGCUGCCCAGAUUAAGGUAGAUAAUGUAUUCAGUGGUUUUGGUAGAUCUGAGAUGGGAAGUGACCAAUGGUCGUAUUUAUUAAGACUUGGUGAAGAAGUUAAACUGAGUUUGAAGAACGCAUCAGCUGUAUUCGCCUCUGCUUGUGUUUCUCAUGAUAUUUUACUCAAGAGUGAAUGGCAUAAGAUGGAAAUUAGUGGUGAAAAUCUAGCUAAAUCAGUUUAUUGCUGGGAAGAGAGUAAUUAUGGAGAUAGAGAUAGACGAGAAUCAAGAUCUAGCUGUAAACAUCAACUACUAGAUAGUUGUCCUUGGCCACAUUGUAACUGUUCUUGUCCAAAAUGGCGAUUUCACGGCACGAAUGAGAUCAAUCAGUAUUUUAUGAAAAAUCUGGCAAAAGUGAUGGGAAUUGAACCCAGUAAAAUGGAAAAUAUUCAUUUGUGUGGAUACUGA
Molecule: messenger RNA, 1401 nt
Organism: Lottia gigantea (owl limpet)
Lineage: Eukaryota; Metazoa; Mollusca; Gastropoda; Lottiidae
Exons: 12
Coding region: 1-1401 (466 amino acids)
Molecular function (GO): hydrolase activity
Source: RefSeq, a predicted model, not a curated record